Messenger RNA from Atta colombica, 1007 nucleotides. RefSeq names its product uroporphyrinogen-III synthase-like (gene Uros1). Gene Ontology annotation, molecular function: uroporphyrinogen-III synthase activity. The record is from RefSeq and is a predicted model, not a curated record. Gene Ontology annotation, biological process: uroporphyrinogen III biosynthetic process. Bases 154 to 927 code for a protein of 257 amino acids. NCBI's taxonomy places the organism in Eukaryota, Metazoa, Arthropoda, Insecta, Hymenoptera, Formicidae. The transcript has 3 exons.
AGUCUCGAAUUUUAGUGCUUAAUAACUUGAUUCAUAAGGCUGAUCGCAGCGUUUUUCUGCCAGAUUCUUUCGUUUUAAGUGAAUAUGCAUCGAAUGAGUACAUUUUUAUUAAGAUUUUAGAGAAAGUUUACAAAUUAAAAACUUUUGUUCACAAUGGCUGGAAAUUGCAAGAGAGUAGUAUUAUGUAAGGGAUUAUCUGAAAAGAGCAAUCAGGAAACAUAUAGCAAGAUAUUGGAAUCAGCUGGUUAUAAUUGCGAAUAUUUACAAACUUUGAAAUUCGAAUUUGUGAAUAUUUCGGAUCUGCGAGCUUGUUUGUUAGUAGCUGACAAAUAUAGUGGUUUAAUAUUAACUAGUCCUCGUACAGUUGAAGCUAUUGUAUUGGCAGUAAAAGAAGAUACUAAUAUUCUAUAUCAUUGGGAACAGAUGCCAACGUACUGCGUGGGACCUGUGACGGAGUCUCUCGCAAGAAAUCGACUUAAUUUACAACAUUGUGUAGGCAGUCAGUCUGGUAAUUCAAAGCAACUGGCUGAAAAAAUUAUUCUUGAUAUAAAGAAAGAUUCCAAACUAUUAUUGUAUCCAUGCAGUGAAAUUGCACGUGAAACUAUCUCUUGUACUGUUAGAGAUAGUGGAAUUUCAAUAAAAAAGAUCAUAGUUUAUAAAACAUUAGAGAGCGAAACUCUUGAACAAGAAUUACCAAAAAUGCUCGAGAGAUCUAAUAUAUUUGUUUUUUUCAGUCCAUCUACAGUUGAACAUAUUACAGCGCAACUUAAGAGAAAUUUCUAUAAUGUCAAAGAUAUAAAAGCAGUAGCUAUAGGACCUGUAACAAAAGAUGCAUUAAUUGAUUCUGGUUUCAAUGUAUAUGCCACUGCGAAUAAACCUGAACCAGCAGCUUUGAUGCAAGCGAUCACAGCUGCUGAUUCUAUCUAGAAAAUAUAAAAAAGAAAAUUUAAAAAAGAAUAAUUUAUGACAUGAUGUCUUUUGAGUUGUUUGUAAUAGAUUGAUCAUGA